GCCGCGCCGGCGGGUGCCUGGGAGCGGGAGCUCAUCGUGAUGGGGAUGGGGAGGUGGAUACAGAUGGAGAUGGGGAUGCGGAUGGGGUGUCCCUCCGGCCCUGCCGCUGCCACUCGGGGCUCCCCAGGGCUUUGCCCAUCGCCGCUUGCAGAGCCGCCAGCUGCCUGCCUGUCCUCACCAGCCCGGGCAGGAGCUCAGCACCGCCUGUGCCAGCAGCCGGGUGGGACCCCCGCCCGGGGCUUCCCUCCCCGCGCCACCCACUCCCCUCUCUGCCCUCCGGAGAGGCAAAUGGAGGCUGCUCGAUGGCUCCCCCAGCCCCGCUGCCGGUGGUCACGGAGCUGGAGACGAGGCUUUGCCUGCGUCAUCCCCUCGGCGUCAGGAGCAUGCCUGGCACAGGCACGGCUCCUCCGCGGGCCCCGCCGCCCAGCGAGGAACAAGGACGUCACUUGGCCUCGGCGGGGGUUGGAGGAUGGGGGAGCAUCCUUCCAGGAAGCCCCUGGCUACCCCAGGGGCGCACAAGCGCACUCCAGCUCCACCCAGCUCUAGAUAGAAGGAUCCCUGCUGUCUCCCUGGCUGGUGGCUCAGCAGGGACAAGGGAGAAGCUGUUACACACAGAUUCUUCCCAAGGGUGCAGGAUGUACUGGGGGACACAGGUCCCCGGGAUGCUGGGACCCAGGUGGGGCAGUCCCUCCGGGGGAGGUUGGAUGGAGCUGCCUGGCUGCCCCGUCUGCCCUGGGGGGCAGCAAGCCCAGGGGCUUGCCUGCAUGGUGGGGCAGGGUCCUGCACCACUGGCCGAGCACAGCAGCUUUCCCUCCACACUGGGCAAGCCACCCCCUGCCUCCCCACAUCAGCCUAACCCAGCUCCCUGUCUGUCUGUCUUGCACCAGUGUCAUGAGGUGCUGGGCUCCACGUGUCAGGUGGUGGAAAGCUGCAUGGGAUGUGCUCCUUGGCCCCUGGAACCCUUUCUUCCCCCAAUUCCCUCAGCCCCAUGGCCAUGGGUAGGGAUGCCCUGUGCCAGGGCCAGGGCAGGAACCCAGCCAGGGCAGGGUGGACCUGUGCCUAGGACAGAGGAAGGAGGCAGCACCAGGUCUCGCCCAGCUGCCUCGUGGGACAGGGAUGAAACCAGGAGCUGAUCCCAGCCAGCCCUUCUCCCCAUCUUGGGCUGGAUGAGCACAGAGCAGGCUCCUGGGGCUCUGCUACCCCUUUUUCCAGGGUGCAAAUGAAACCCCAGGCAAGGAGCACAUGCCCCUCUCUCUGGCUGGCCCCUUCGCCAGGCCCCAGCCCCACAGUGAGCCCUGAGCUGCUCCUGCCCCCAUUCCACCUCCUUGCUCAGGGGUGACCCUGCAUCACCCAGCAGUCACUCCCUGCCCAGCUGCAGGUGGGUGCUGUGCCUGAUGGGGGGUCCAGGCUGCAAAGUGCCCCAGUCCUGCAGGGACCUGUUGUGAGGCGGAGGGGAGGGGGCUCAGCCACCCCAUAGCUGUGGGCCAUGGAGCCCAGCUCAGGUCCGCUGGGUGCAGUCACCAUAUUUGAUGGGGAGCUGAUGGCGCCAGUCCCUGGGGAAGCCACAAGAGUACCCGAUAAUGGCACUCGAACUGCAUUUUCAUUUUUUAAUGGGGGAAUUAUCCGCCGGUGGUGCAGUUAAUCACUCAUCUAUCUUUCCCUGGCCUGGAAGGCGGGCUGCCAGCCAGAACCAGCACAGUCAGCCGAGGAGGGGAGGUGAAGCUUGGCUCAGCCUGAAUACAAAUGUGUCUCGUGCAGCCACUGCCCUCUGGCCAGCACUGCGUGCAGGGGGGUGAUGGGAACCCCCAAGUGUUCCCCAUGAGCAGGGGCUGCUGCUUUGGGGCAUGCAAAAUGAGCCGCCUGCCCUUCCAAGGGCAACUAACUGCUGGCUGUGCUUGUGUGGCUGGCAGCAGGGACUGUCUAUCCCUGGGGGUCAUCUGCCCUUGACCCUACUUGGGAGCUAUGGGGAGGCAGGAGGGGCUGGCAGAGCAAUGGGCUUCAAGAAGGCUGUGUCCAACCUUGGGCUCCAAUGCUGGGACAACACGGCAUGGGGCUUUAGUGUCCUGCGGAGUCCCCUUCACUCAGACUAGCUGGGAAGGAUGCUAAGUCCUGGCAGCCCAACUCUGCCUGUCUGCACACCGUAUCCCCACUCCUGCCUGCCCUGGAGAUCACCUCAUCCCUCUGCUUCCCUGGGAGACAGCAUCAGUGCAUGCCAGACCUAGCAGCCAGGUUGCCCUCGGCUGGUCCUUCUCUUGGCAAGCAAAUGCCUGGCCCUGGGCUGCGGCACAGAGGGCAGUAGAGCUGGCAAGAAGCUCCUGGUGCCUCUGCCCUGUGCUCAGGUCCUGCCUGCCUGCCCAGACAGCACAGGAAAGCACAGCUCCCACGCUUCCAGCCCCACACAGACGAGCCGGUCCUGUGCUGCUUGUGCCAGGCAGCCACUCUCACAGCUGGCACGGUCCCCAACAGGGAUGGGGGAUGCUGUCCCCAUGCUGGGCUGGUGCCCACGGCAGUGUCUGGGCCAGCGCCUGGAAGACACUUUGCUGGCCUGGUCCCCACAUUGGCACAGGCGGCGGUUUCAAAGGGGCUGCUGGGCGUUUGGGCACCUGUCCUGGCAAAGACCUUGCUGCAGGUGGUGCUGGCUGCAGGCAGUGGUGCCAGGGCAGCUAGGCUGUGGCUGCCCAGGGCUGUUGCUCUUCAGGCACAGGCUCUGGCACAGGGCUGGCAUUGCACAGUGUCAUCCCACAGCAUGGACAGUGGCACAGGACUGGGGUGCAUAUUGACAUUGUCAGGGGGAGUGUGUUUGUGUGUGCACGCACAAGAGUGUGUGUGUGUGUGCGUGUGCGUGUGUGGCCAGGCAUGUGCUACACCUGUCCACCUACACUCAUCCAUGUCUGCGUGCAUGGGGGUGUGUGCGUGGGGGAGUGUGCCUGUUGGUAUCCCGUGGGCGUGCAGCCUGGGCUGUGUGCGUGAGUGUGAGCAGUGCUGGGCAUGCCCUGCCAGCGGGGGGGAUGUGAGCAGCACCAUGUGUGUUACACCAGUGUGUGUGUUUGAGCAACCGUGGGUGUGCAUGGUGUCGCAAGUGCCAUGAUGGGGUGUUUGCGUGCAGGCAUGCCAUGCCAGCAGCGUGUGUGUGUGCGUGAGCAGGCAUGUGGCACCAUACCAUGAGUAAUGCUCUCUUCUCUUUUCCUUUGCAGAAGACUGGCCAUUCUCGGCGCUUCGGGCGCUUCACGCAUGCGAAGUUUUCCGCUCCUGCAGGAAACAAAGCUACGACUCGGAGACGGGCGAGGAUGAGCCCAGUGACCCCCAGGUGACGCAGCGCAGUGAGCUUCAGGAUGAGACGGCCUUCAGCACCCCCACGGGUGGGUCCGACACCCUCGUGGAUGCCUCCAUGAACACAACACCGACUUCGGUGCUGGCCCUGUCACAGGCAGAGGAGCGCUCCAGCUGGUCGGGCAGCCAGCAGACUGUGGUGGAAAAGGAGAUGGAUGCCAGCCUCUCUGCACGGAGACCCUACCUCCGCCCCACUGCCUGGCAGCAGCCGCAGGGAACCCCAAGGCAAGCAAAUGCGCCGGCCCCACAUGGCGCCGAGGUCCGGCACCUGGGCGUGGAGCCACUGGUGCGGGCAUCACGGGCUAAUCUGGUGGGCACAAGCUGGGGGUCAGAGGAUAGCCUUUCGGUGGCCAGCGACCCAUACGGCAGCGCCUUCAGCCUGUACCGAGGACGGGCGCUCUCACUCCACGUCAUCCCCCAGGGGGGUUACCGCAGAGAUGACCCCCACAGUGGCUCCGUCUCUCCAAAGCCUGGAGCUGAGCCCCCGAGGUCCCCUGCUGCCUUGCCACUGACUGCCAAGCCACCAAUCCUCUGCUCGCCAUCUCCACGUGCCAGCCCGUGCCUACCAUCACACACCGGUGCUGCAUCCCAGCCUGCCAUUCGUGGCCCUGGCGUCCCCUCCUUCACGCCCGUCACGCCCCGCAAAAAGUCCUCGGUGCCAGCCGAGUACCAGGACACCGUCCCUGAGGAGUAUGAGGAGAAGAUCAAGAGGCCCAAGUCCUCAGGGUACUCACAGGGCAGCACACAAGAGUCCCGUCCCCAAACACCCAUGAGUGACGCCUCCGGCCGAAUCUCCGUCCGGGCAUCCCCCAAACUGGUGCGCACCGGCUCCAAGAUCUUUGAGAGGCUGCAGUACUUUGAGGAGCGGCAGAGGAGCCUGGAGCAGGCAGACAGCUCCUUCCCUGCACACACCGGCCUGCCCCUGCGCAAGACGCGCUCCUUCGACCAUCCUGGCUCACGGCGUGCCAGCACACUGGGUGGCUCACGAGAGGAUUUGCAGGAAGGUGACCGCUGGGGGCCGGGCAGUACAGCAGCGUGCCGGCGUUUGGCCUUCCGGCAGAAAGCUGCAUCCUUUGAUGAGCGGGGCAAGUUUGCUGGCCGUGUCUAUGCCAUUGAGAACAAGUUUGCGGAGGAGCUGACCCGCAUCAAGUGGACGGUCUCCAAGCAGCAGCUGCGGCGCUCCCAGGAGCUGUGCAAAGCUGGGCUACCCCCGGCACCCUCGCCCCCAUCGGCAAGUGAGCCUGUUGCCUCCCGCCCUCCCCGCACCCCUUCCUCACAGGGCACCAGCAGGCACAAGGUGCUGCCGCCAAAGACCUUCCCUGCAGCAGAGAGCACACACGUCAUCCAGCACCUGGCACUUUCCAGCGUGGCACUGGUGGGACCUGACGGGGAGCCAGAGCUGGGAGGGCAGCGUGGGAGGAAAGCCCUGGCGCGGGGCGGUGGGGCACCUGGUCAGCCCACCAAGGUGGAGGAUGUAGGUGCCAGGAAAAGUAUGCAGCAAGAAGGCACUGGGGAAGUGAAGAAGAAGGAGCAGUGGCCGUUAGCGCAAGCCACCCCACAGGGACGAGUGGCCCUUUCGCAGGCAGGUCCCCCUGAAGGCAGCCCAUGCCCGGAUGGGGGCCCAGCCGGUGGAGCCCGUUCCCCUGGGGCAGGGAGUGAAGUCCUGGCUGCCCGGCUAUCUGUGCCCCAUGGGCUGUACCGGCGGCCGGAGAUGCUCUCAGAGGUGCGGUUCCUGCCCUGGGCGAAGCCAGGGGUGGAGCAGGAGGCUCGCCUGGAGAGGAGCGGUGCAGGGCAGCACGGCAUGGGCAAGGAGGUGGAGAGAAGGCAGAUGAAAGUAUCAGAGAAGAAAGAGAGUAGCCGGACGACUCAAGAAGGCAGGAGCAUGCGGAGCAAGGGGAAAGGACGCCGAGCCAGACCCACCUCUCCGGAGCUAGAGUCCUCUGAUGACUCGUAUGUCUCAGCGGGUGAAGACCCUUUGGAAGCCCCGAUCUUUGAGAUCCCCAUCCAGGACAUGGCAGUGGCCGUGGGGACAGAGGUGCUGCUCAAGUGCAUUGUCACGGCCAACCCCCAGCCAGAAGUGUCCUGGAGGAAGGACGGAGUCCCGCUGCGGAGCAGCUCGGCGCGACCCAUCAAGGCGGAGGGCGAGCGCCACACCCUGCUGGUCAGGAGCGCCCGGGUGGCCGAUGCCGGGCUAUACACCGUCACCGCGGCCAACGAGGUGGGGGCGACCUGCUGCAGCGCCAUCCUCAGCGUGCGGCCCGCCCCCGCCGUGGAGCGGCAUGGGAAUUUGGCACCCCCUGUCGGCCAGGGUAGCCCCAUCACCUCGGACGAGGAAUACCUGAGCCCCCUGGAAGAAUUCCCCGAGUCCAGCACCCCCCAGCACCGACCAGCCAUGAAGUUGCAGCCUAGAGCCGAGCAUGGGACUGCCCACGGCUCUCCAGAAAGCACCUUCAAGGCUGCACCAAGCUUUGAGGUGGCCCUGUUGGACCAGUCAGUGCUGGAGGGGCAGGAUGUCAGCAUGAGCGUCCGAGUCCGUGGGGAACCCAAGCCCAUCAUUUACUGGCUGAGGAACCGACAGCCAGUGAAGUAUGGCCGCCGGCACCACGCAGAGGAGGCAGAGGGGGCACGAGGGCUCUUCACGCUGCACAUCCUGGCGGCGGAGCGUACCGACACUGGCUUCUACACCUGCAAGGCCGUCAAUGAGUAUGGCACCAAGCAGUGCGAGGCCAAGCUGGAGGUCAGAGCUCGCCCCGAGUGCCAGUCCCUGGCCAUCGUGGUUCCCCUGCAGGACGUGGUGGUCGGGGCGGGGGAGCUGGCACUCUUUGAGUGCCUGGUGUCUGGCCCGCCAGACAUGGACGUGGACUGGCUGUCCCGGGGCCGGCUGCUCCAGCCCGCCCUGCUCAAAUGCAAGAUGCAUUUUGAUGGGCGCAAGUGCAAGCUGCUGCUCACCUCUGUGCAUGAGGACGACAGUGGGAUCUACACCUGCAAGCUCAGCACUGCCAAAGAUGAGCUGACCUGCAGUGCCCGGCUGACAGUGCAGCCUUCCAUACAGCCACUCUUCACCCGCAAGCUAGAGGACGUCGAUGUGGUGGAAGGGCGGACAGCGCGUUUUGACUGCAUGAUUAGUGGGACUCCCACCCCAGUGGUCACCUGGACUCAUUUUGGCCAGCAGGUGCAGGAGGGAGAGAACGUGCGGAUUCAGCGGGAAGGGGGGCUGCACUCACUGGUCAUCAUGCACGUGGGCAGUGAGGAUGAGGGGCAGUACAUGGUGACUGCCAGGAAUGCCCAUGGCCAUGUGGAGUGCUCUGCUGAGCUCUACGUGGAGGAGCCGCGUCCAUCUGCUGCCUCCCAGAUCUCCAAACUUGAGAAGAUGCCAUCUAUCCCAGAGGAGCCAGAGCAGGCAGAGACAGAGGCAGAGUGCUUCACCAUGCCUGAUUUCCUGAAGCCGCUGAACAACCUGGAUGUGGUGGAGUCAAAGGAGGCCGUGCUGGAGUGCCAGGUGGCCGGGCUGCCCUACCCCUCCAUCACCUGGUUCCACAAUGGCACCCGCAUCGACAGCAGUGACGACCGCAAGAUGAUGCAGUAUAAGGAUGUCCAUCGCCUGGUGUUCAAGGCUGUCAGCCACGCACAUGCUGGGGUCUACAAGAGUGUCAUCGCCAACAAAGUGGGGAAGGCCACAUGUUAUGCGCACCUCUACGUCACUGAUGUGGUGCCAACCCCCCCAGAUGGCCCCCCCACUGUGGCCUCGGUGACCGGCAGAGCCAUCACGCUGACUUGGAACAAGCCCAAGUGGCUGGACACCGCCAUAGAUCCCAAUUCGGUGACCUACGUGGUGCAAAUGCAAGUGCUGGGCACGACACAGUGGCUGGUGCUGGUGACUGGUGUGCGGGACACCACCUACAUGGUACACGGUCUGACCAAGGGAGCUCAGUACCUCUUCCGUGUCAUCACUGCCACCCCCAAGACCAACAGCAAACCGUCCCCGCUGGUGGGGCCCGUACAGCUCCUCGACCGUGGUCCCUACCUGGAAGAGGCCCCAGUCAUCCUGGACAAGCCAGAUGUGGUGUACGUGGUAGAGGGCCAGCCAACCUCCAUCACCAUCACCAUCAACCAUGUGGAUGCCACCGUCACCUGGAAGAGCUGGUGUGCCCGCAGGGAUGGGCAGGUGCUGGAGGAGCUGGAGGGCAUGUGCGAGCUAACGAUGCCAGAUGACGACCAGCACUGCCUGCGGCUGCUGUGCGUGGGCCGAGGGGCUGCAGGGCCACUGACCUGUGAGGUGAGCAACCGCCACGGCACCGCCUGCUGCACCCUCCACCUUUGCCUCGCAGAGGCACCACGCUUUGAGUCCAUCAUGGAAGACAUUGAUGCCCAGGAAGGGGAGACGCCGCGCUUUGCCGUGGUGGUGGAGGGGAAACCGCUGCCAGACAUCAUGUGGUACAAGGAUGGGGACCUGUUGGAGGAGAGCAGUCACCUGAGCUUUGUGUAUGAGGACAACGAGUGCUCACUGGUGGUGCUGGGUGCCGCUGAGGCUGACAGCGGUGUUUACACCUGCACAGCCAGGAACUUGGCUGGGGAGGUCUCCUGCAAGGCGGAACUGGUGGUGCAGGCAGCCCAGCCUGCUGCCGAUGCUGCCAUGGAGGAGGAGGCAUUGCACAAGGCACGACGCCUGAUUGACUACUAUGAUGUGCAUGAGGAGAUUGGGAGGGGAGCUUUCUCUUACUUGCGGAGGGUGACAGAGAAGAGCAGCCGGCUGGACUUUGCUGCCAAGUUCAUCCCUGGGAGGACCAAGGCCAAGCAGUCAGCACGACGGGAGUUGCACAUCCUCUCACAGCUGGACCAUGAGCGCAUUGUCUUCUUCCAUGAUGCCUUUGAGAAGAAGAAUGCUGUCAUCAUGGUCAUGGAGCUCUGUGCUGAGGAAGAACUGCUAGACAGAAUGGCGAGGAAGCCCUCAGUGUGCGAGUCUGAGGUCCGAUCCUACAUGCGGCAGGUCCUGGAGGGGAUCUGCUACCUGCACCAGCGCAGGAUCCUGCACCUGGACAUUAAACCAGAAAACCUCCUGAUGGCGGAUUUGAGCAGCGAGCAGGUUCGGAUCUGCGACUUUGGCAAUGCUCAGGAGCUGACGCCUGAGGAGGCGCAGUACUGCAAGUACGGCACUCCUGAGUUCGUGGGCCCUGAGAUCGUCAACCAGACCCCUGUGUCCAGCGUCACUGACAUUUGGCCUGUGGGAGUCAUCGCCUACCUCUGCCUGACAGGUAUCUCUCCCUUUGUGGGGGAGAAUGACAAGACAACGCUGAUGAACAUCCGCAACUACAACGUGGCCUUCGAGGAGAGGAUGUUCCAGGGGCUCACCCGGGAAGCCAAGGGCUUUGUCAUCAAAGUGCUGGUCAAUGACAGGCUGAGACCCAAUGCAGAACAGACCUUGGAGCAUCCAUGGUUCAAGACACUGGCCAAGGGGAAGGUCAUCAGCACCGACCACCUAAAGCUCUUCCUCUCCCGUCGGAAAUGGCAGCGCUCGCAGAUCAGCUACAAGUGCAACAUGGUCCUGCGGCCAAUCCCAGAGCUGCUGGAGGAUACAUCCAACCACCUCUCCAUCGCUGUGCCCCGACACCUCAAGGAGUCACCAGCACUGUCAUCCUCCUCAGACUCAGACGACUUGGAUGAGCUGCCCUUUAUCCCCAUGCCACACCAGGUGGAGUUCUCUGGCUCCCGCAUGUCACUCAAUGAGAUCCCCACGGACGAUGAGGCCGUUGGUCCUGCUGAGGAGCCGCAGCUGGAAGGGGUCACCCCAGGGGACGUCUCUGCCAUGGAUUGGCAGAGCCAGGGCAUGGGGAAGCCCGGGGUGGCCCUGGGGAAGCGGCUGAGGGGUGCUGGACUGCGGCGGUCAUGCGCGGAGGCAGAGGCACAUGGCUCCUCUGACGAAGAAGCUCCUGAAGCCCAGAAGCGACCGGAGUACCCCCGCAAAGCCAUGAGGAAGGGCUCCAGCCUAGAGUCCCCGGGGAGUGCCCGGCGGGGUGAGCUGAAGAGGGGUGGCUCUGCUGACAGUGCCCUGGUGCUGCCCCAGCCGCCAGGGACCGAGGAGGGGGCCGAAGCAGGACGAGACCCCCGACGAGCCCUGGCCAAGGCAGCUUCCAUGGAGCUUCCACGGCGGAAGGGGCCCUGGGUGGAGGAUGAUCAUGCCCAGCGUCUGGAGCUGAUGCGCCAGCGGCUGCUGCGGGGUGGCUCUGGGGAUGGCAAAGUCAGUGGCUUGCGGGGUCCCCUCCUGGAGACCCUGGGGGUCAGUCCCGACAAGAAGAUCCCUCGGCCAACCCGGUUGGAGCCGCCAGCACCAGCAGUGCCACGUCUGGUGCGGGCAGCCUCCAGCGAGGCCACCUCACCACGCCUUCUCCCUGCUGAGCACCGGCUGCAGAAGAGCAGCUCCUUCAGCCAUGGGGAUGCUGAGCCUGUCGUUCGUCACCGCCGCUCGGGUGCACCCCUGGAGAUCCCGGUGGCCCGCCUGGAGGCCCAGAGGCUAAAGGAGUCCCCGUCACUCUCAGCCCUCUCUGACACCCGGCCUCCGCCACCGCCAGAUACCGCUGGCCCACUGACACCCCCUGCAGCAGAGAUAACCAUCCCCCGAGCCCACACCACCAAGGCUGCCUUGGGGAGAAGGCAUAUUCCCGAGGAGCGGGGCCAGCCCGGGGCCAGCCUGGCCACCACCACCACCAUGGGAAAGAAGCCCGCGACCACGGUGCAGGAGGAGAAGACACCCACCAAGACUGCUGGAGCCAGUGGGGAGGAAGCUGCCAGGACAGGAGCACCCACCCCACCACAGCUCCCAGCCUCUGGAGUCCAUGCCCCCAAAACAUCUUCCUAUGCCAAAGUCAUGCAAGCCCUGGGAGCCACGGGAGGUGGGGAACCAAUCACUGAGGAACUCCCCCAGCCCCCACCAGCAACCCCUGCUGAGCCCCCCAUACCAGCACCAGCAUUGAGGAAGGAGGUGAAGCCCAUCGGCUCCUCCAGUUCCCUGGUCAUCCAGGACAUAGACUCAGAGGAGGUCUUUGAGGCUAAGUUCAAGCGGGUUCGGGAGUCGUCACUCAGUCGGGGGCUUAAACUCCUCACCCGCUCCCGCUCCGAGGACCGGCACCUGGGUGGUCCCCCAGCUCCCGAUGAUGGCAUCUACCGUCCCACACCGGCCGGUGUGCCCCUGGAGCUGCGCAAGGACCGGACCCCUGGGCUGGCAGCUAAGUCCAAGUCAGUGCAGGACCUGCACGAGGUGGAGAAGGACAGAGGCUUCCUCCGGAGGAUGUCCGUGCUCCUCAAGCGGACCCCGCCUGCUGAGAGGAAGAAGAGUAGGGGGGAAGAUGGAGGCAGCGAGACCCCAGCUGGCAGGCGCCGCUUCUCCUUGGGCAGUUCCAAGGAGCGGAGGGACUCGGAGAGCCUAAAGUCAGAGCCGGGGGGCAGAGGGGAGAGCGAGUCUCCAGCGGUGGCCGUGCGGAGGAAGAUCAGUGCCACGGUGGAGCGGGUCUCUGCACGGCUGCGCAGCCUGUCGGAUGAGCGGACAGAGGGCGAGGGGCCCCAGGAGCUCCGCCGUGCCAACUCUGAGGGGGAGAGCCUGCAGUCAGGGCCCCCUCCAGCACCUGCGCCCUCCUCCGAGUCUCUGCGUUCAGAGAGCAGCACCCGCUCCUCUGCUUCUGCCAAAGGUGGGGGUGACAGCCAGAAGCGGUCCCGCUGGGAGCGCUGGGGGCUCUCGCGGGGCAAGAAGGAGAAGGUGGCCUCGCAGCCCAGCAUCCCCUCUAGCCUGCUGCGGGAGGAGGGACCCGUCGCCGGCGGGUCACACACACCUAGUGAGUCAGAUUUCCCUCCCAUUUUCCACAUCAAGCUGAAGGACCAGGUGCUGCUGGAGGGUGAGGCAUUGACCCUCUGCUGCCUGCCCGCUGGCAGCCCGACCCCCAGGAUUAUCUGGAUGAAAGACAAGAGGUCCCUGCAACCAGACAAUGCGAUGAACGUCGUCUCCUGCAAGGAUGGCCGGCAGAUGCUCACCAUCGCCAAGGUCUCCAGGAAGGAUGCAGGACUGUACGAGUGCGCAGCUGCCAAUGCCCUGGGCACGGCCAUCAGCUCCUGCACGCUGGCUGUGGCACGGCUCCCUGGGCGGCCGGGCACCCCAGAGAUCCCUCAGAAGUACAAGAACACGGUGUUGGUGCUGUGGAAGCCUGCAGAGAGCAAAGCCCCCUGCACCUACACACUGGAACACAGGCUGGAUGGGGAGCAUGAGUGGAAGAUCAUCAGCACUGGCAUUGCUGACUGCUACUUCAACGUGACGGAGCUGCCUCCCGGGAGCACCGCCAGGUUUCGGGUGGCCUGUGUCAACAAGGCCGGGCAGGGGCCCUACAGCACCCCCUCGGGGAAGGUACACCUUGAGGCAGCAGAUGCCCGAGCUGCCCCAGACAAGGACAUUGAUGUCCCCAUCCCUGCAUCCGAGAGGGUGGCUUCCAGCCGGUCGACCCAGACACCUGUGGGGCAGCUGGAGCCACCAGCAGUGGGCGCCCCUCCCACCACGCCACCCCGCAAGCACAAAGGAGUGGUGCAGAAGGCAGAUGGGGUGGUGCAGGCAGAUGUCACCCUAGCGGUCCUUCAGUCCCCUGUGCCCCAUGAGGAGGGGCCGCAGCCAGACCCUGAGCUCCCACCCAACAUCUCCAUCUGUGUGCCCCCAGAGCUGAUGUUCACCCCACCUCGGACUGUUGCCUUGCCCCACACAGACACCCCGACCCGGGGCUCUCCUGCACCCCCCACGGACACAUCCCCUGCUCCUAGGCCUCCAUCCCCUUCCAAGUCCUUCCCUACUUCCCCAGUGUCGACCACCCCCAGCUCGGCCCCUACACCAUCUCCCACACCCAACGCCACGUCUGCACGGAAGAUGCCCCCUUACAUGGUCACCUCCUUUGUCUCCAUGCCCCCCACGUCACCCCCAGUGCAGGAGCCCCCCACUCCAUCCUCCAAGGAGCCCCCAGAUGAGAGUGGAGUCUCAGGGGCUAAGGAUGGCACAGCACUGCGUCAGGGCGUCCCCCAGAAACCAUACACCUUUCUGGAUGAGAAGGCGAGGGGCCGUUUUGGGGUGAUCCGGCUAUGCAAGGAGAAUGCGACAGGGAAACACUUCAUGGCCAAGAUUGUGCCCUAUGAGGCAGAGAGGAAGCAGAGCGUGCUGCAGGAGUACGAGAUCCUCAAGGCACUGCACCAUGAGCGCAUCAUGGCCCUGCAUGAGGCAUACAUCACCCCCCGCUACCUGGUGCUUAUCUGUGAGAACUGCACCGGCAAGGAGAUCCUCUACAGCAUUGUGGACAGGUUUCGCUACUCGGAGGAUGAUGUGGUGAACUACGUGCUGCAGCUCCUGCAGGGCCUCGAGUACCUGCACGGCCACCGCAUCGUGCACCUCGACAUCAAGCCAGACAACAUCAUCAUCUCAGGCAUGAACGCCCUCAAGAUCAUCGAUUUUGGCAGUGCCCAGACCUACAACCCCCUCGUGCUGCGGCAGCUGGGGCGGCGUGUUGGCACACUGGAGUACAUGUCACCAGAAGUGGUGAAGGGUGACCCAGUGGGCUCUGCAGCAGAUGUCUGGGGCGUUGGUGUCCUCACCUACAUCAUGCUCAGCGGGCGGUCACCUUUCUUCGAACUGGACCCCAUCGAGACAGAGAACCGCAUCCUGGCAGGGCGGUUUGAUGCCUUCAAGCUGUACCCCAAUGUCUCACAGAGCGCUGCCCUCUUCAUCCGCAAGGUCCUCACUGUCCACCCCUGGAGCCGCCCCACGGUGAAGGACUGCUUUGCCAACACCUGGCUCCAAGAUGCCUACCUGAUGAAGCUGCGCCGCCAGACCCUGACCUUCACCACCAACCGCCUCAAGGAGUUCCUGGUGGAGCACCAGCGGCGCCGUGGCGAGGCAGUCACUAAGCACAAGGUCUUACUCCGCUCCUACCAGGGUGGCCAGCCACCGGGGCCGCAGUAGCCACCCCCUUGGCCACGGCCGUGAGGGGCCGAGGAGCCAGAGGAACAUUCCAGGGGCCGUGGGAUGGGGCAGCCAGGAAGGAGCCAGGAGGUGCCUGGACAAGCCCAUGGAACUCAUAAGCUGCUGCUGGGGAUGCUGGUGGCCGGCAUCAUUUUGGCGGGGCCAAGGGAGAGGGGAGGUGCUGCCCCAACCAGACCAGUAGUGGGGUCCAGCAGCUGGCAGGUGGCAGGAAGACUUGCUGGGAGGAACAGAGAAUGUGGCAGAAGGUCAAGGGAAAGAUGAGAUGGGGGGUCUGAGGGAAGCCCCAGGCAGGGGUGGGAGAGCCGCCAGCAUGCCAGCCAGCCCUGGCCACGCAGGUCCCACCAGCUGUGUGCCUUAUGUUGCAACCUGCAGCUGCCCCCGGCCACGGCACAGGGGGCCCUGCACUCCCCGCAGUUUGCACGCCAUUGCCCAAGGACUCAGGCUGCUCCAGUGGUUUCUGCAGAGAGGGGCCCGCUCACAGCCCCCUGCACCCUCCCGCCAGCCGGCACAGCCCCGGUCCUCGUGACUGUGAGUGGGGGUUGCCAGUCCCCCACCUUCCACUCCUCCCAUCCCCAGUCCUGGCAAGCGGGUUUGCGGCCCCAGGACCAAUGCCGGUGCCUUCCCCGGGGCUGUUGGUUGUGCCAUGCACAUCUCCUGCACCUGCUCAGGCCCAUCCUGCUCACGGUCUGCCCAUCUGGCUCUGGCGCUCACCCUGUGCCCCACCGCCAGCCCGCCUGUCCCCAGACACCCCCCUAUCCCCCUGCACCCUCUCCCUUUCCAACCCCCCAGUGCCACCGUGCGGCCCCACAGGUGCCUUGCCGAGCUCCUCAUCCCUUCCUCACCCCCUCUCUGGCUGGCAGCAGGGUGCUUCAGGAUGGCCGGGAUGCCCUGGGCAAGGGAUGGAGGCGGUGGUUGGGCACCCACCUUCCAGAUGCUGCUGUAGCAAUAGGGCUUUAUUUAUUGACUUUGGGGAGAAGGCACCUGACCCUGUCCCCUCCUCUCUGCUGGGCUUUGGAGU
This is a messenger RNA of Cuculus canorus (common cuckoo), 14345 nucleotides long. It is a transcript of the gene SPEG, whose product is annotated as striated muscle enriched protein kinase. Gene Ontology annotation, molecular function: protein binding; ATP binding; protein kinase activity. The transcript is spliced from 42 exons. Lineage: Eukaryota; Metazoa; Chordata; Aves; Cuculiformes; Cuculidae. The record is from RefSeq and is a predicted model, not a curated record. Gene Ontology annotation, biological process: muscle cell differentiation; protein phosphorylation. The coding region runs from base 3389 to 13306 and encodes 3305 amino acids.